Messenger RNA from Penicillium hordei, 444 nucleotides. Its product is annotated as SUMO family protein SMT3. NCBI's taxonomy places the organism in Eukaryota, Fungi, Ascomycota, Eurotiomycetes, Eurotiales, Aspergillaceae. Gene Ontology annotation, molecular function: ubiquitin-like protein ligase binding; protein tag activity. Gene Ontology annotation, cellular component: nucleus; septin ring. The transcript has 4 exons. The record is from RefSeq and is a predicted model, not a curated record. The annotation marks the transcript as partial. Gene Ontology annotation, biological process: protein sumoylation.
UUCUCCGCCUUCAGACCGUGGGGCGAGUGCGCUAUUCUGCCGCCGCCGCUGUCUCUUCUUCCUCUCUCUUCUAACUUCGCCGUUUCCACAACCUUCACUAUCUCGCUUCCGAGCUUUCGUCUUCUAGCCCCGCUUGAACAGGUUCCUGAACUCGCUUCUACCGUUUCAUUCAUCAUGUCCGACAAAGAAGGCGCCGCUCCCGCUACCGAGCACCUGAACAUUAAGGUGACUGAUAACAACAACGAAGUUUUCUUCAAGAUCAAGCGCACAACGCAGCUGAAGAAACUAAUGGACGCUUUUUGUGAACGUCAAGGAAAGCAAAUUUCCACUGUCCGUUUCCUAUUUGACGGCACCCGGGUUCGCCCCGAAGAUUCGCCCGAAACUCUCGAUAUGGCGGAUGGUGACACCUUGGAGGUCCACCAAGAGCAGAUUGGAGGUUGCUAG